Molecule: messenger RNA, 519 nt
Organism: Rhizophagus irregularis DAOM 181602=DAOM 197198
Lineage: Eukaryota; Fungi; Glomeromycota; Glomeromycetes; Glomerales; Glomeraceae
Biological process (GO): Mo-molybdopterin cofactor biosynthetic process
Cellular component (GO): cytosol
Source: RefSeq, a predicted model, not a curated record
UGAGUCAUUACUUAUCUUGAAAAUUGAAAAUCCGAAAUAAUUUUUUUCCCAACUCACUAUCAAUGUCAAAGGAAAUCACGAUUCUUUACUUUGCGACGGCUCGUGAUGCUACUAAUGUAUCGUCUGAAAAAAUUUCAUUACCGUCUCAAAGCAUGUCUAUGUCCCUCAAAGAUUUAACAGAUUUAUUAAAAAAACGACACGAAAAACUUGUACCAGUACUUGAAACCUCUUUAUAUGCCAUCAAUAUGGAAUAUGUAGAAUGUGAUUAUCAAUCAAUAUUAGUUAAAGAAGGUGAUGAAGUUGCUAUAAUUCCACCUGUUUCUGGUGGUUAAAUUAUUUUAGUUUAAAUAUUAUCACUAUUCAGAUCAAAAGUUAAGUUUCUCUUGUUUCUCUUACAAAGUACAAUUCAACCUUAUAUUGUUUCGGAUUGCAAGAGAAUUUUGGUGAAAAAUUUUUUUGUUUUUUCAAACGCGAACUUUUUCAUUAUUUAAUAGUGUUGAUUUUAUAUAUAUUACUUUA